UUUAAUUUUUGAAUGACAAUGGAAGAGGGUCAAAUACAAAUUCUCCUGCUACUAUUUACAGAGAUGUGAAGUCAACUCAUGAAAGCUAGACGACUGAGUACCCUGGAUUCUAUUUUACACAUCUUUAAACUGCAAAAUAAUGUUGUUAAUCUGUCUCAUCAUAGCCCUUUUGCAACCCCGAAAGCUCAUUAUCAUUCUCGAGCCGCAGCUCUUGGACAGCAAAAUGUUGAACAAUCAAACGAGUUUUUUGAUGCCCACCAGGUGCUCGAUGAAGGGCACGACUGGAAUGUUGUUUCAGCAACCACUCUACUUGGCCAAUAUUCUCGCUACAAUCGACACAAGGAGGUGAUUUAUCUCUAUAUAAGAAUGCUGCAGCUAGAUGUUAGACCCAAUGAGUUCACAUUUGGUACUGUUAUACCGUCGUCUAUGAUUUUGAAAGAUUUGAGUUUGGGGAAGCAGCUUCAUGGGCAUGUGACUAAGGCUGGUCUUGCGUCGAAUGUGUUUGUGGGUAGUGCAAUGCUGAGUCUUUAUGCAAAGUUGAGCAGCAUUGAGGAAGCUCAUAGGGUGUUUGGUGAUACUUGUGACCCUAAUGUGGUUUCGUACACAACUUUGAUGCGUGGGUACAUUGAGAAAAAUAGGUUUGAGGACGCGCGUAGUAUUUUUAGGGCAAUGCCUGAGAGAAAUGCGGUGUCCUGGAAUGCUAUGAUUAGCGGGUAUAGCCAAAAGGGGUGUAAUGAAGAGGCGGUUAAUCUUUUUAUUGAGAUGAUGAGGGAAGAUUUGGCGCCUGAUAGGUGUACGUUUCCGUGUGCUAUUGUUGCAGCUGCUAAUAUAGCUGCAAUUGGAAUGGGAAGAAGUUUUCAUGCUUGUGCUAUUAAGUAUAUUGGUGAGCUCGAUUUGUUUGUUGCCAAUUCACUGAUUAGCUUUUAUGCGAAAUGUGGAUGCAUGGAUGAUAGUUUAUUGGUUUUCAACGAGCUCUUGGAAAAGAAUGUUGUUUCUUGGAAUGCUUUGAUAUGUGGUUUUGCACAAAACGGAAGAGGGAAGGAAGCUAUGCAAAUAUACGAUAAGAUGCAAUCAUCGGGUCUCAAACCGAAUAGGGUCACACUUCUUGGUAUCUUAUCGGCUUGUAACCAUGCCGGACUCGUCAAUGAGGGUUAUUUUUACUUCAAGCAAGCAAGACUUAGAGACCCUGACAUGCUAACGCCGGAACAUUAUUCUUGUAUGGUUGAUUUGCUUUCUCGUUCAGGACGUUUUGAGGAAGCAGAGAAGUUCAUUCGUGAUUUGCCUUUCAAUCCUGGACUUGGGUUCUGGAAAGCAUUGCUAGGAGGCUGCCACAUCCACUCAAAUAUGCAAUUGGGGGAGUUUGCAGCCCAAAAGAUAAUGGCCUUGGAUCCUGAAGACGUGUCAUCAUAUGUAUUGCUGUCAAAUUCGCAUUCGGCUGCUGAAAGGUGGGAAAACGUGUCAAUGGUGAGACACAAGAUGGCUGAAAAAGGUCUGCAGAGGGUUCCAGGGUGCAGUUGGAUUGAAAUCAGAAGUAACAUCCAUGUGUUUGUUACUAGGGAUGAGAAACAUGAACAGAAUGAUGAGAUUUAUAUGCUCUUAUGGAUCUUUCUAAAACAUGCAACAGACUCCCAGAAUUUGCCUUUUCUGUCUAUAUAUUGACCCAGUAUCAAAAGAGAUGACUAUAUAGUCUUCAUUGGCUGGAUACAAAUACCUGAUGCCAUCUUGAAUAUCACAAAUCUGACUACGUGCCAUGGUCAGUCUAGGUUCUGAAAUGACUUGAAACCUCCGGAAUAAAAUCUGGAUUUGCCUGGAGUACUUAUAUACAAACUUAGCGAAGUGGCAAAACCAAACUGGACAAGCAACUGAAUGCAGCUUGCAAUGUUCCAGGAGAUAAUGGUGCAACAUUAGUUCUUCAGUAACUAUCAAACAUUCAUUAAUCCGUCAUCGUGUAGUAUAUUUUUCAUCAGUAUCCUGCUAGGAGAAGGCAUUCUCAACAUCACUGAUGUGCCAGCAAUAUUAUCAAAAGAUCAUAUCUUUAUGUUUUGAAGGAUCAAAAGAUCAUGUCACUAUAUCCGUGAGUGUGAGAGCUCCCCAAGAGGAAACGGGCGUUGCGUGCAUUUCACAGGGAGUCCCACCUACCGGGUGUUGCGCUCGGUUAGUUCAAUUUACAUAGUGUUUGGCUUUGGAACUAGUCGGCAUGUUUUUAAAAUAAAAAAUCACCUAGUAUAUCUUUCAUCG
Molecule: messenger RNA, 2238 nt
Organism: Daucus carota subsp. sativus
Lineage: Eukaryota; Viridiplantae; Streptophyta; Magnoliopsida; Apiales; Apiaceae
Product: pentatricopeptide repeat-containing protein At5g42450, mitochondrial
Exons: 2
Coding region: 79-1659 (526 amino acids)
Biological process (GO): RNA modification
Cellular component (GO): intracellular membrane-bounded organelle
Molecular function (GO): protein binding; RNA binding
Source: RefSeq, a predicted model, not a curated record